AUGGCUCUACAAAGGAGAGGAAUCUUAACGCACCCAGUUACAUGUGCACGUUGCGGCGAACCGGAAUCCGCGGACCAUCUCUUCCUCCACUGCAGGUUCACUAAGAGGGUGUGGAGUAACCUCCCCACAAGACCAAUCGACCUCCAACCAACGGCUACUUUUGCUACAAGCCUGGAAGCGGCGCACACACUGGUUUGUCUUCCACCUACAGGUGUUUCAGUUCAUGUUUUCGCUUGGGAGGCAGAACCAGCUAAACCAAACGGAGCAAGCAACAUAAGAAGAUACAGUGGCCAUACAUCGACUGAGACUACAACUCUGUAUACAGACGCGGCCUGGAGAGCACAGGACAGAACCGCAGGGUGUGGCUGGAUAUUUUACACCCCACGACCAGGAGAAGCAAGACAAGGAGUCUCAAAGGAAUCAUUCGUCGCAUCCCCCUUGAUGGCCGAGGCAUUGGCUGUGGGAGAAGCUCUUCUACAUGCCAAAGCUCUUCACCUAUCCAAUAUCUGUCUCAAAUCGGAUAAUCAAGUGCUUAUCAAAGCGCUAAACUCGAAGCAACAUCCGGUGGAGAUCUACGGAAUCAACUUGGAUAUCGAGAAUCUAUCUUCGUCCUUUUCUUCUAUCACUUUUAGUUAUGUCCCUAGAAGCAUAAACUUGGCUGCGGAUGCUUUGGCUAAAUCUGCAUUGUAUCUUCUACCUGGGUAA
Molecule: messenger RNA, 705 nt
Organism: Brassica oleracea var. oleracea
Lineage: Eukaryota; Viridiplantae; Streptophyta; Magnoliopsida; Brassicales; Brassicaceae
Exons: 3
Coding region: 1-705 (234 amino acids)
Molecular function (GO): RNA-DNA hybrid ribonuclease activity; nucleic acid binding
Source: RefSeq, a predicted model, not a curated record